ACGUUUCCCCUAUCGCCACUCUUGUUUUCCUCUCUGCACUAGCAGGCGGUACAAAAAGCGUUGUUUCGCAACAGUUUUCCGGCUCGGUCCCAUUAUAUCAGGCAGCAGUGCAGCGCCUCCUCCAUGUAUCGGAGUCCCGGGCAGAGCACCGGCUCCGGCUGCAGCCAUGUCGGCCCAGAGCGCAGCAGCGGGCGGUGACGGAGCGGGAGGAGACCCGGGAGAGACAAUGCUGGUUGAGGAAGAGCAAAGCAGUUGUGUGUCUCUGCCCAGCCUCCUGACCACAUCCUCAGAGGCUGGUAUGUCCUUAAGCAUGGAGAUGCCCAGGAAGCGUAAAGGCAGCACAGACAACCAGAGAUCUGGUUCAGUUAAUGACGUGGACAUGGAAGAUGACCAAAACAGGUCAGAUGAUGAGGACCAACACAUCAAAAUAAAAUGCUUCAGGGAACCGCAUAGCCAAAUUGAGAAGAGGAGACGAGACAAAAUGAACAACCUCAUUGACAAGCUUUCUGCAAUGAUCCCAACUUGUAACCCCAUGUCUCGUAAGCUGGACAAACUAACCGUGCUUAGAAUGGCGGUUCAGCACUUCAAGUCUCUCCGAGGUUCUGCAAGCUCCUUUUCUGAAUCAAUUUAUAAACCAUCAUUUCUUCCUCAUGAGGAGCUUAAGCAUCUCGUCCUCAAAGCUGCAGAUGGGUUCCUGUUUGUAGUGGGCUGUGAUCGUGGGAAAAUAGUUUUCGUCUCAGAGUCCAUCACAAAGAUAUUAAAUUAUAGUCGGGCGGAGCUGAUCGGGCAGAGCCUGUUUGAUUAUGUACACCCCAAGGACAUGGGAAAAGUGAAGGAGCAGCUCUCUGCUUCUGAAUCGCACCCUCGUGAACGGCUAAUAGAUGCUAAAACUGGUCUGCAGGUUCAGGCCGACCUUCCAGUUUGUGCAGCUCGACUGUGUUCAGGUGCACGUCGCUCUUUCUUCUGCCGUAUGAAAUACAAUAAAAUAUCUGUCAAAGUAGAAGAAAAGGAAUACCAGGCCAACUCCUCCAAAAAGAAAGAGUCCCAGAAAUACUGCACAGUCCACUGUACAGGCUACAUGCGUAGUUGGCCUACGAGCCAGAUGGGAGCAGACGGGGAGGGGGAAGUGGACAAGCAGGAUAGUUCCCACUUCAGCUGCCUGGUGGCCGUGGGGCGUGUCCAUUCCCACUCAUCUCCCCAGGUUAACGGGGAAGUCCGAGUUAAACCCACAGAGUUCGUCACACGCUGUACCAUGGAUGGAAAAUUCACCUUUGUUGAUCAAAGAGCUACAACCAUUCUAGGUUAUCUACCACAAGAAUUGCUGGGAACUUCAUGCUACGAGUACUUCCAUCAAGAUGACUUGCCACAUUUGGCAGAAAGUCAUCGAAAAGUGCUGCGCAGUAAAGAGAAAAUAGAGACAAACUGCUACAAGUUUAAAACAAAAUAUGGAUCUUUUGUCACGCUACAAAGUCAGUGGUUUAGUUUUGUAAAUCCCUGGACCAAAGAAGUGGAAUAUAUAGUGUCAACUAACACAGUUAUUUUGCAUGAUCACAAUCGAACCGGGCGGUCAGGAAAUAAGUCUGAACAGUCCAGCAAUUCAAGGGCUUCUGAAGAUGCCAAGAAGUUCCUUCCAAUUAUACCUGGAAUCUCCACCACGCCUGGGACAAUGAUAUUUGCUGGAAGCAUUGGAACGCAGAUUGCCAAUGAGCUGCUGGAUUUCAACAAGUUGAACUCGUCACCUUCCAGCGGUAAUGCUAGCCCCUUCAGUUUCCCACAGGAUAAAUCUCCACAAAAUGUCAAUCAAACCAGCAACAAUGUGCCAAAUGGAGAAACAUCUCAGGUGGAGAUUCCAGGGAAAUCCAGGCCAGAGUGUGAGCCCCAAGCAGCUUCUUUCUCAGGAGAUGCACUCAUGGGGGAGAAUUCCCAGCUGGAUUUGGACAGUGUAGUUGGACCGGGCCUCAGCAGUUUCAGCAACGAUGAAGCGGCCAUGGCGGUGAUCAUGAGCCUCCUGGAGACCGACACCAACUUGGGGGAAGCCGUGGACUUUGAAGAGAUGCACUGGUCUUUAUAGAGUCUAUUAGAGCUGCUGGGAUACCCUCAGACCAUCCAUGUAAUGGUGGCAUUAACUGCUAAAUGCUAACUAAGAAGCAGCAUUCAGCUUUUCUUUUCCUUUUUUCUUUUUGGAAAAAGACUAAUUUAUUAGUUACCCCCGUCAGCAUAAGCUGUGUGGUGUUUGGGUUGCUGCUCUUACAGGAUCAGGACUGACGACAAUAGGGACACUUGCUUUCCCUCCUGAGCAGGAGAAUGUGCCUCUAAAGCCUUACAGCAGUCCGUCUGCCCUGAAAUGCUGUUCCUCACUGCUUUCCUCAAGUCUGUUGGCCUCUCAAGGGCUAAGAAACCACAAAUCACAGCACAUUAUGAUUACGUGCGAUUUCCUGCCUCCACUUCUCUCCUCCACCUACAUUAGAACAAAGGUUGGAAGUGAUGAUGCAUUAAAAAAAUUUGCACUGAGCUGAUAAAGGUUGUAUUUUUAACAAGGUACUGUAUGAACGAUUUAAAUGUGAGGAAGGCAGCUAGACAGCUUGGCCCAUCUCUGCAACCCCUCAGGAUCCAAACCAUUGGUAUCCAGUAUACCACGGUAGACCACACCAUAACCUCUACCUUUGAGGGUCAACUAUGAUGUGGCCCUCAGAGUUUUUCUUGUCAGUAUCUGAACAGUUUUAUUGGAAACAGUCUUUUAACCUCUUCUCUUGUACACUGACUUGAAUAUACUGUAUAUGCGUGUAGUUGGUAUGAUUGCAAACACAAUGUAUUUGGGCCAUAUGUUUCAUCAGAGGAUAGUUUGCAUAGAAAGAGAAUGGUUUUUAUUAGCUCCAACUUCAGAACUCAAUUUUUAAUUGUAUUUUUUGCCAUACACAUUGACCCUUGCAGAAUGUGGGGAGAGCCUCCUUCACCAGCUCCCUGGGACGUGCGAGGACGACAGUACAACUUCAUGCAAAGCAAACGAGCACUUUAGCAGUGCUGAGAAUGAGAUUUGAUAGCACCAGCUGAACAGCAAACCUAUUCACAUCUGUGACGUUUUAUCAGUACACGUUUGAAGCUGAUCUGACUCUGAUAGAAGUGAUAACUCAGGGGGUUAUCCAGUUUAAGCUGUUAUGUACUUCACUACAUACUUGGUGUGGGUAUGUGGUGUAAUCAGUGUUCUUGUUCACAUGUACAUUCGUUCUUAUUCAUUGUCAGUUUAUAGUCUUGCUGGUAAGCCAUAGGUUCUUUUUGUUUUUUUCUAUUUCAUGUAUUUAAACAUGCACUGACAGUCUUUCAAAGGACGUUUCAAUGUUUUACGUGCUUGAAGCACCCAGCGGCGUCAUUUAUACACUCAUUAAGGGAUUGUGCUAUGCAGAACUAUCAUUCCAUAAAUUCUAAAUUUAGUAUCCUCUUUUUUUAUUUUUUACUUAUAUAAAGCUCACGUGCAUGAUCCCUUAAGUUAUAGGAACUAUGCUGACUUAUGAUGCAGCAUUGGGUGAGAACUUGAACGAGUCCCUGAACGUGAUAAUUCUGUUGCCAUUUACCUCAUUAAGAGUUUUGACUUGCCCUCGCUUAGACUUGCACAUUUUACCUUUUACUAGAAGAAAAAAAAGAUAUACUAUAUAUAUAUAUAAAAUUUAGUGAUCCACUGAGUAACAGGACUUUUUGAUUAUUUUUUUAUUUGUAUUAAUUACCAAAGCAUGUUCAAGUCAUAUUUUUGGUUUUUCUCAAAGAAAAUUGGCCCAUGGCCCAUAAUUGGCCCUUGCUAAUUGUAAGCAGUAGUACAAGAAAGCUGUUGUAUUGGCUUUUUAAAAAAAAAUGCUUGAGCACUUUGUAUACUUCCCCUGUCUCAAAUUGAUAAAAAGGAAAAAAAAAUCUCAUGUAGUAAUACGAAAUUAUAAUGAAUUAUGCAAUCGAGACAUAUAUUUGCCACAUUGAUGUAAAACAUUGCUUAAGAUCGGGGUGACUAUUGUGUAUGUGAUUUUAUUUUUUCCAGUUUAAUGUUAAGUCCAAUCAAAAGUAAAAACCAGUACAUUAAUAUAUAUAUAUAUUUUUUCCCCCUCGUGUACAUGUUCCCCCUUUAGUAAUGACUUAAAUCAUUCACAAUCAUUACCAUUAAAUGGAAAGGGUUAGAUUUGCUGUUAUCUGAAGCCACAGUUAAGUAACUUCUAAAGGACUGUUAAGGAUUUAGUUUUUACCCCCAAUAAAACGUAAGUAUGAUAAAUGUUGUGCAUCUGGAGAAAUACUGUUGUGUGGAGCUGAACUUCUAAGGACCAAGGCAGCUGUGUCUGAAGUGCCUUUGGACAUUUCUGCUCAUACACAUGAACCUGUUUGUUUGUUGAGGCCGCCAACCUCAUUGUGCCGCUGCAGACCGAAACGGAGGGCUAAAACCAUUAAAUUAACUUGGCACACCAGGUCUUCUAUGCUUCUCCUAAGUGAAGAGGAUGCUUGUUCACAGAUGAAACAAAAUAUGUACAUGGUGACUUCAGGGCUCUACCAAACUGCUAUGGAGUUGUGCCAUAGACACAGGCUGGUCCUUUCUAAAGACAAUUUUGUAUAGUCAUUGUUGUCUUUUCCAUUUUCCCUCCCCUGUCAUUGCUGUGGUGUGGCUGUAAUUUCCCCAGAAAGUUUAAAAUAUUGCCCACAACAGCUUCAUUGGUGUUGACAGACAGAUGAACCUUUGUCAAGAUAUCACAAGUCUUGGGUGUUUUUGUUAGUUUUUUGGGUUUUUUUUUUUUUUUUUUUGCUUUUGUCUCCUUUUGAAAUAAACUAGUAUUUGUAAACCAGGUAA
Messenger RNA from Cololabis saira (Pacific saury), 4816 nucleotides. RefSeq names its product basic helix-loop-helix ARNT like 2 (gene bmal2). Gene Ontology annotation, cellular component: transcription regulator complex; aryl hydrocarbon receptor complex; nucleus. The transcript is spliced from 17 exons. Gene Ontology annotation, biological process: regulation of transcription by RNA polymerase II. Gene Ontology annotation, molecular function: DNA-binding transcription factor activity, RNA polymerase II-specific; RNA polymerase II cis-regulatory region sequence-specific DNA binding; protein dimerization activity. Lineage: Eukaryota; Metazoa; Chordata; Actinopteri; Beloniformes; Belonidae. Bases 167 to 2071 code for a protein of 634 amino acids. The record is from RefSeq and is a predicted model, not a curated record.